AUGCUUGCCGGCACGAGCGCUCGUCGCUCCGGUACAAUUGCCAGUGCAUCGAGCCACUGCCGUCAGUCGCUGCUGCGCUCGCAGAGAAAUUUCUCUUCCUUCACAGCAGCACGGACUCUUCGACACCAUUAUAGACCGGCCAUAAGUAACGGCUCUAGUAUUUGUACGCAACAUCCAGUCCUCAUUCGCCCUUCCCUACUCGCCUCACCCCGAUUAUUUUCCUCCUCCCCUCCUCCCCCCAGCGUCGCCGACACCGCUGCCUCCCAGACAUCAACAGACAAUGGCAUUCAAUCUAUCGAUGCCUUAUCAAACAGCGAAUACGGAGAUCUUUAUCUAUCUCAUAUUCCAGAGACUUUAGGAUAUCUCAAAGAGCUAGGACUGGACUUCGGUUUCGGCCCAUCUUCUUUCAUUCAGAUGCUGCUGGAAACGAUUCAUAUCUACAGUGGAUUACCAUGGUGGGGAAGCACAAUCGCCGCAGCUCUCGUCAUACGUGUCGUCCUCUUCAAGUUCAAUCUUAACGCCUCCGAUACAUCCGCCAAGCUCCGUCAUAUUGACCCUCUAACGAAACCACUUCAGGAACGAAUGAUCGCCGCUGCACAACAAGGAAAUCAGUUGGAAGCGCUCAAAUUCAAACAAGAAAUAUCUCUAAUACGCUCUCAGCACGGUGUUAAAAUGUGGAAAUCUUUUGCUCCGCUCCUACAAAUACCUUUAGGUGUCGGGUUUUUCAGAGUUCUUCGGGCAAUGGCUACUUUGCCUGUCCCCGCCCUCCUGUCGGAACAGUUUCUAUGGAUUAGCGAUGUUUCGCUUGGAGAUCCCUUUUUCAUUUUACCUAUAGUCACUGGGGGUGCAACAUACUUGGCCAUGAAGCGUGGUGGUGAAACCGGUAUGGGGUUGACUGGCGAUACCCCCCUUGGAAAGCUCUUGAUCUACGCAUUUCCCGCUGGUACCACGAUAGCGAUGUGUUUCUGGCCGAGCAUUUUGCAACUAUAUUUCGCCAGCACAGGCACUAUUGCCCUCCUCCAAACAUACUUGAUCACUUCUCCCAGUUUCCGCAGAUUCACCGGUCUCAGCCCUCUUCCACCAAAACCCGCGACAAAAGAUCAAGCUCAAUCCGACAACAGCAACUCAUCCCGUAUUCGUAUCAUCCCUACCACAGCACGGGUAGUAACACCACCACAAGAGCAAAAUGCUGGAAAGCAAAUAUACAGACCACAGGAUGCCAGUAUUAUUGACCGCACCAUUGAUCAUGUAAAGUCUGGCAUCCGCGACAUACGGAAACAAAUGCAGGAAAAGAUGGAUGAAGUCACUGGCGAGAAAAUUGAGAAAAAUGCAGAUGGAACGCCAAAAGCACCAUCGCGCUUGUCGAAGCAAGAACUUGAGAAUGCAAGGAUAUAUGAACAAACACGCCGGGCACAAGUUGAAGGUGAAAGAGAGGUGAGAAACCAGGAGACAAGAAAAGAAUACAAGCACAGUUCAAAGAAAGAUAACAAUUAA
Molecule: messenger RNA, 1494 nt
Organism: Ophidiomyces ophidiicola
Lineage: Eukaryota; Fungi; Ascomycota; Eurotiomycetes; Onygenales; Onygenaceae
Exons: 3
Coding region: 1-1494 (497 amino acids)
Biological process (GO): mitochondrial respiratory chain complex IV assembly; protein insertion into mitochondrial inner membrane from matrix
Cellular component (GO): mitochondrial inner membrane
Molecular function (GO): membrane insertase activity
Source: RefSeq, a predicted model, not a curated record